GUUAGAAGCAGACGAGUCUCUGUCCCUCGAGAGCCACCUCGCGGCGUUGAUUCGCCUCAAGCCGCGCGCGGCGGCCGCCUUGAUGCCGGACAGUCUACUGGACUCCGUGGCGGACAAACUGGAGCCUGCUUGCGAACGGACGCUGGAGUUCGGAGAGUGUUUAUUGGAGACUGGCCGGUUAAAGGGCGAUGCUGCCGCUGCUCACUUAAAAGCGCUGUGUGUUCUCCGGCCGGACGACGUGAGCGAUUUCCUCCAACGGAACCCGGGCGUCGUGCGGCCCGAGGAUGCUCUCAACAUCGUGCGAGCGGCUAAACUGGGCGCAGCCGAGGCGCUGUGCUUGGAGGCCGCCGGCGACCCCGCCGCCGCGCUCGAGGCCAUGCUGCGAGGCCUCGCCAGUGCCGACCCGGACGCUGCGGCGCGGUAGGUAAUGUUUGUGCUUGUGAUUAUACAAUACUGUGAGGGUUGCUUUGUCUAACUGGGCGCGGCCGAGGCGCUGUGCUUGGAGGCCGCCGGAGACCCCGCCGCCGCGCUCGAAGCCAUGCUGCGAGGCCUCGCCAGCGCCGAUCCGGACGCUGCGGCGCGGUAGGUAAUGUUUGUGCUUGUGAUUAUACAAUACAGACAAUACCGACCCGGACGCUGCGGCGCGGUAGGUAAUGUUUGUGCUUGUGAUUAUACAAUACUGUGAGGGUUGCUUUAUUAAGCUGGGCGCGGCCGAGGCGCUGUGCUUGGAAGCGGCCGGCGACCCCGCCGCCGCGCUCGAGGCCAUGCUGCGAGGCCUCGCCAGCGCCAA
Messenger RNA from Ostrinia furnacalis (Asian corn borer), 790 nucleotides. RefSeq lists its product as uncharacterized. The transcript has 2 exons. Lineage: Eukaryota; Metazoa; Arthropoda; Insecta; Lepidoptera; Crambidae. The record is from RefSeq and is a predicted model, not a curated record. The annotation marks the transcript as partial.